Messenger RNA from Mesocricetus auratus (golden hamster), 1653 nucleotides. It is a transcript of the gene Tnfsf13b, whose product is annotated as TNF superfamily member 13b. NCBI's taxonomy places the organism in Eukaryota, Metazoa, Chordata, Mammalia, Rodentia, Cricetidae. Gene Ontology annotation, molecular function: tumor necrosis factor receptor binding; receptor ligand activity. Bases 182 to 1063 code for a protein of 293 amino acids. The transcript has 6 exons. Gene Ontology annotation, cellular component: membrane. Gene Ontology annotation, biological process: immune response. The record is from RefSeq and is a predicted model, not a curated record.
UCUCCCAAGAGCGGGACUGUGUUGAGGGGGCAUGAAAAAAAAUCUUACAAAAACUGAAAGUGAAAUGAGGAAGGCAGAUUGAGCAAUCCAUGGAAGGCCGGAGCCAGAGAACCUACUUCAGGGUAGCGAAAGAUGUAGAAGAGUCAGGAGAGCGCUCCUAGGGGAGCCUCCAAAGACACAGAUGACAGGAAAUGACCCACCCCCGUGGCCACUUACUCCAAAGGCCCAGACCUUCGAAGGAAUGGAUGAGUCUGCGGAGCCCCGGCCACCGUGCCUGUCUUCUUGCCCUGAGAAAGGAGAAGAAAUGAAAGUGGGAUGUGUUUCCAUCACUCCGCAGAAGGAGUGUGCCUGGGUCGGGGUCUGCAGGGAUGGAAGGCUGCUGGCUGCUACUUUCCUGCUGGCCCUGUUGUCCAGCGGCCUCACGGUGAUGUCCUUGUACUGGUCUGCUGCUCUGCAAGCCGACCUGAUGAGCCUGCGCAUGGAGCUGCAGGGCUACCGGGUUGCAGCCGCCCCCGCCGCCCCAGGGGCCACCGCAGAAGCCAAACUCCUGGUACCCACAGCUCCGCGAACCCACAACUCCAGCGUCAGCCACAGGAACAAACGCGCUUUCCAGGGUCCGGAGGAAGCAGUCAUUCAAGACUGUCUGCAACUGAUUGCAGACAGUGACACGCCGACUAUACGAAAAGGAUCUUAUACGUUUGUUCCAUGGCUUCUCAGCUUCAAAAGAGGAAGCGCCUUGGAGGAAAAAGAGAAUAAAAUCGUGGUGAAGCAAACGGGUUACUUCUUCAUCUACAGCCAGGUUCUAUACACAGAUACCAUCUUUGCCAUGGGGCAUCUCAUCCAGAGGAAGAAAGUACACGUCUUUGGGGACGAGCUCAGCCUGGUGACCCUGUUCCGAUGCAUUCAGAACAUGCCAAGAACACUGCCCAACAAUUCCUGCUACUCAGCUGGCAUUGCGAGACUGGAAGAAGGAGACGAGAUUCAGCUUGCCAUACCUCGAGAGAAUGCACAGAUUUCACUGGACGGAGAUGGCACCUUCUUUGGUGCCCUAAAACUGCUGUGACCCACUUACUGGACUGUGUGGUCCCCUUCUCUCCUUUCUUCUGUACCUCCAAGGGAAAGAUGGACAACUGGAAAUAUCAAAAGAGGGGGAAGUCACCACCUAAACCUUCCUUGUGAGCUGUUUAUUUUGGUUGGCUGAAUCUGGUCCAAAACAGGAAAUUUAACAGACAACCACAACCAAAAUGUGUCAUGUGAAUUACGAGAAAUGGAGUCAGUUUUCCCGUAUUUGUAAAGACAGAACUUUAAAGUCUGUUCUCUGCAGUCUAUGCCAACACUCACCAUGCCCUUACUUCUCAUCAUGGGAAACACACGUUCACAAAGUAAGGAGGCUGCCUCAGAAGUGGGCUUUGGGGAUUCGAGGUGAGAAGAGGGUCUGUAUCUGAAGGCCUUUGAAACAUUCUGGCAAAGUCUCAGGAUUUAUCUUCUCUUCUCACGUUACUUUUCUCUUGUCCAGUUAAUACUAGGGGAUGUUUUGUUUGUUUUUGUUUUUGUCUUUGUUUUUUUAAAAAUCUAUCCAUCUUGAACUAGUCAUAGACAAAAAUACUUAGAGGUUCAACUUUUGCCACUUUCAAAUAAACUUAAUUUAAAAUG